This is a messenger RNA of Arabidopsis arenosa, 575 nucleotides long. The record is from the annotation of a GenBank genome assembly. NCBI's taxonomy places the organism in Eukaryota, Viridiplantae, Streptophyta, Magnoliopsida, Brassicales, Brassicaceae.
UCGGAGCAAUAAAACAAGCUUUUAGAAUUCACUACAAACUUUCUUAUUCUGAAACCAAUUCACGUUUCUUAAGAUCCUAUCUAGAGAUGGGACUUGAGAAAAAACAAAACCUCUCCUUCGUACUCAUCUUUCUACUAGUCGGCUUCUUUGCAGUCUCUUACGCUUCCGUUCCUCGGAAAGUAAAUCCACAUCGACGCCUCAAUAUCUUGAAGUCCUUCGGAAAAUUCUUAUCCAAGCUUUCACCGAAAGUCUCCACCUCCAAGCCUUCACCGGAAGGCUUCCUCCACACGCCCUUUCCGUUUACUCCAAAACCAGUCCAAGUCAAGCGACCACGACCACCAGGCCCACCAACUCCAGAGUUCGAUCUUCCACCUUACGUAACCCCACCUCCUCCAGGCUUCUUCAAGCCUUGGCCUCCGCUGGGUGCUCCAGAGCCGAGUCAGUUUUAAGUCCACACGUAUAGUUCCAACAGUCCGCUAAAGUUUGUCGUAGUCGUCAAAGGCUGCUUCUCGUUCACAAGGCUUUCUUAGAUCGAUCUCUUGGUGUGUACAAUAAAAUAAAAUGAUUUAUGUUUU